UUAUAAAUGCUUUUAAUUGAAUUUUAUAGAAAUUUAAGGGUGAUAUUAAACUUCAAUCUUAUCAAAUACUUUUAUUUUGUAAAAGGGAAUUUUACUUAAAGUAGGGAACUGAGUUGAACAAAUGUUUGACACCCUUCUUAAGUCUUAUUUUUACAAUCUUUUCGUGGUUGCUUGAGGUCUGGAGGGUGUAUUGGAAUUUGAAGUGAUUAAAUAUAUUUAUCGUUAACGAUAUAAAUUAUAAUGGCAGCAUUUGUGCGCUCCAUUCGGCCUGUAAUGCCAAUGUUUAGCAGACAGCUGCCAUCACUGGUAGCCAGACGUAAUUAUGCCGACGAGAUGUCGUUCACGUUUGCUGCUGCAAAUCAAGUGUUCUACGACAGUGUUUCUGUGAAGCAAGUAGACGUGCCGUCAUUUAGCGGCGCUUUCGGUAUACUGCCGAAACACGUCCCUACGUUGGCUGUUCUGAAACCCGGGGUGGUUACAGUUUACGAAAACGACGGCAGUAAUAAGAAGAUAUUUGUGUCGAGUGGCACAGUUACCAUCAACGACGACAGCUCUGUUCAGGUGCUGGCUGAAGAGGCCUGCCCCGUGGAACAUUUGGAUGCGUCUGCAGCCCGAGAUGUAUUAAGCAAGGCUCAAAGUGAACUAUCGUCUGCCAGUACGGAACAAGCGAAAGCAGAAGCUGCAAUUGCAGUUGAAGUGGGCGAGGCUUUAGUCAAAGCUGCAGAAUAGUUGCAUGAUUUCAAGUUUGUACUGUCCUCGUAUUCCUAGUAUUUGCUAUGAUUGUGUAAUUAAUUAAUUUGUGUCAUAUUCUGUAAAUCUGUUACAAAGUAUAGCAGUUUUCUGUUAA
Messenger RNA from Bacillus rossius redtenbacheri, 847 nucleotides. RefSeq names its product ATP synthase subunit delta, mitochondrial (gene ATPsyndelta). The transcript has a single exon. Gene Ontology annotation, molecular function: proton-transporting ATP synthase activity, rotational mechanism. Gene Ontology annotation, biological process: proton motive force-driven ATP synthesis. Bases 241 to 729 code for a protein of 162 amino acids. The record is from RefSeq and is a predicted model, not a curated record. Lineage: Eukaryota; Metazoa; Arthropoda; Insecta; Phasmatodea; Bacillidae.